Molecule: messenger RNA, 3288 nt
Organism: Anneissia japonica
Lineage: Eukaryota; Metazoa; Echinodermata; Crinoidea; Comatulida; Comatulidae
Product: protein Tob2-like
Exons: 2
Coding region: 210-1250 (346 amino acids)
Biological process (GO): regulation of gene expression
Cellular component (GO): cytoplasm; nucleus
Molecular function (GO): transcription corepressor activity
Source: RefSeq, a predicted model, not a curated record
CAGCUGUCGGCCAGCUCGUCACUUUCAAUGUAAACGUCUUACUGUGCGCCUGUUGUCAGCACAGAUAUUGAUAUUCACACGGACUCUUUGAUCUUCUGUUAUCCUCACGAAUUGAUCUCGCACUCUUGCUAACAAAGAAUUUCAUUGGAUCUUUCAAUUGAAUAUUAAGACGUGGAGUUGCUACGAACCGAUCACAGUGAGUGUCUAUCAUGAAUAGCGAACUACAAGUGGCUGUACAGUUUGUCUGCUCGUAUCUGUACAACAAAUUACCGCGACGACGCAUUGAUGGUUUUGGAUUCGAACUUGAAAAGGCACUUGACCAAAAAUUCCAAGGGCACUGGUACCCAUCGAGACCGACAAAAGGGUCUGCUUAUCGAUGUCUGAAAUUCCAAUCCUCCCGACUGGAUCCAGCGGUUGAUAUUGCCAGCAGAAAAAGUGGACUUAAAGUUGAGGAGAUACUUGCUAAUCUACCAAAUGAUUUGAUGGUAUGGAUUGACCCCCGUGAGGUCUCUUAUAGAAUUGGAGAGAAAGGCUCCACGCAAAUUCUCUACAGUGAUCAUCACCCCGAUGAAGGCAUUGACAACGCGGCAGCAGACAAUGAAGUUGCUAGCCACGCCGAUUCCUCCCGCUUUGCUUUCAAUCCAGAUGCAGCAACUUUUAAACCGAUUGAUUCGCUUGCAUCAUCAAUGAAUAAUCUUUCUUUAGGAUUGUCGCCUGUGUCGUCUACAUUAUCUCCUGUUUCACCAACUUCAAGCUUCGGAACAUCUCCUUCUCCAACGACCAUGCUGCUCAGUCGACCUAAUACUAGUCCAACGUCAGAUUACAUAAGGGCGCCUCAGAAAUCGCAGCAUCUCUUCACUGCCGCAAUGUUUGCACAAACCAAAUUUGGCUCAACUAAACUGAAGAAUUCCGGCAAGCGAAGCAACUUUCCUCCGCGUCAAUCCCCCACCGAAGUUGGCGCGUAUUUCAAACAACGCAAUGGCUUGAACAAUGGCACUGCCUAUCCAAGAGUUCCCAAUAACUUUACUUCACAACGGGAUUGGCUUCCACCUAUGCCAAGACACGAUAACACAUACAACUGCUGGGCAGAUCCAUUUUUUCCAAGAGUUGAAGAAAUUCCAAGUUAUGGUUAUGAAACCAGACCGAUUGCGCCUUCUGUGAAACCGAACCGCGUAUUUUACGAUGCUAUGAACUUUCAGGGAUCAUUCAACGGUCGCUAUGGGCAGCACCCUCUAGUUGCCGCAAAUUGAUAAUUAUCUACUUAGCGUAUUGGCAAUUGAAAGUAUCAAGAUUACUUUGGUAGUUAUCAUAAUUGUCACAACAACUUGUCUCUUCUGAUGAUAUCUUAGACCAUACAGCGAAAAAAGAUAUAUGAUAAAUAUACACAAACGUUAAGUAUUUUCGAUCCAUUUUGUUUCGUAUGGAAAUAGGUUUCUUGUCUAUUUGUAUUUUUCGAUAUUUUUUUAUCAUAUUCAUAUAUAAUGAUUGUAAUAUUUUGAUUACUGAAUUUAGGGAUUUGUGUAGAAUUUAAAAACGACAAAGAAAUUUCUUAUUUCUUUGAAUAUUUUCGGGUAAGUGGUAAAGUAUACUUUUCUAUUGAUAAAAUAAGAUUUUAAAAAGAGUACGUGAGAGUGUGAGGUACAGUGACAAUAAUCGUUGCUCAAAUCAGAAAUUUUAUAUAAUUUUUUUUAAGAAAUGGAAAAAAAGUAGGAAUUGAUAAUAAUAGAACAAUAGUUUGAUUAUAUUUUAAGUUUUCUAGAUUCGUCCGACAAUUUACCAGUUUGUAACUAAACAGAUACGUUUACAAACUUCUUUUUAACACAACAGCUGGUAAGAAUUGUGUCCCAGUUGUCUUCCGUAUGACAUUAAACAAAUAAUGUAUAAUACCAUGAUUCAUCAACAAUAUAAUAGCUGCAGUAUGUCUGCGGUGUAAUCCAUAUCUACCAACAUUGCUGCCUGAGCAUUGUGGUUUAAGUUUGAAAUUAGUGUACAAUCUAACUGGAUUGAUCGGUCUUACUGCCAGUCUAACAAACUCAUAUAUUGGAGAAUAAAUUGUUUCUCUCUGACAGGGAUCACCUAUUACAAGAACUGCUUCAAACUAUUCCAAUCAUAAAAUCCUAGUUAAUGUAAGUAUUGACAAUAGAGGGCGCAAUCAAUAAAUUGUUAUGCCAUAAACCAUCUAUUAUUCAAAUGAGCAUAACAACAGAGUAAAAAAUUUGUACGGUCAUGAUAUAUCGAAGCUCAAAGUAUUAUACAAUAAUACAUUCAUAUCUAUUUCCAACGAGUAUACUAACCAUUUCUAAAAUAUCUAAUGCAUAACCAAACGUAACAUUGGAAAUUAUAUUCAUACUUUUGUCAUUUGUUUUAUAGAUUUCCUAAAAUGUUGCACUAUUUUCUAUAAAAGUAUUAUCGUUGAUAUACAGUAUACCGACGUUUAACGUCAGCGGAUUGAUCUAAAAGCGUGCACAGUUAAUCUUUAUCCCUUGUAAGUAAAAUAAGAGGAAAGUGACUAAUAACUACAAAGUGCUGGUCAGAGACGAAGGAAAACUACUGUAAAUCAUGAAUUCCUAAUCAGAGGAAUGUAUUUAAACUGUGUCGUAAUUGUGUUUUAUAGAAGGUUGCCCAGUGGCAAAAUGUACUUACUCGUUUGUCAGUAACACUGAUUCAGUUCUAAACUGCUUUUGUCUCUUGAUUUGUAAGAGCUGAUGACUAUUUCAAUUAUGCAACAACGGCAAACACCUAUUCUGGGAAAACACAUGCGGUAGUGUAACAUGAAAACCUACUGAGAAUCAUACUUGAAUGUGGGUUGCUUAGAAUUUUAGGGAUUUGGACAAUCAGCAUCGACUGAAAAUAUAAUCUAUUCAUAUUAUUGGUAUACAGUACCAAUCAAUGCAGGUUUUUUCAUCAGCGUUAUAUAGUAAACCUUGUAGUUUCUGUUAUAUUUUUAUAUUGAUUAAAGUAUAAUUUGUAUGGCAGAUUGUUAAUCUUAAACUUUCGAAUGUUCAUUAAAACUGGUGGUUAAAUCCUCGGUUUCAUUGGGACUUUACAUUUCCACAAUGAAUACUUAGAUGAACAUAAACAUUUUUCAAUAAUUAUUGUUACUGUAUUCAAAUAUCGAUUCCAUAAUUUUCUAAGUUACAACAAUUGUGCAAUAACUGUAUUUGUGUACAGUUAUAUUAUAGGCUAGCUGGUGCAGAAUUGAGAAAAGUAAUGUUUAUAUUUGCAAGAAUGAUAUUAACACUAUUUUGAAGUUUGUAUUAAAAUUGUACACUUAUUCUUGGAAGAAAA